AUGGGUAACACCUUCGGUUUUCUGAGAAGCGAAUCCGGGAGUGCUCUUCAGUUCACCGUGGUAGAAGCUUGCAAGGCUGAAGAUGUCGACCUUGCUCAGACUUGUAACCUCACGUUCAGCGCGGAUCACGAACUGGUUUCGGUCGGCAAUGUAACAAAGGGGACAAUGCUGCCGCAGCCUGGUAUAGCCGGCAUUGGAAUAUGGAUUGCGAUGGUUCUCUUCUUUUUCGUUGUCGUAAUCUCCCUAAUCUUCGUCAUUGUCGAGCUCUGGUUCCGGACGAAUGUCUCUCAAUAUAGCAUUUUCGCAUGCUUCAGGGAUAAGCCCAAGACGGAUCCGAAGGAUCCGAACGCAGAUCCGGAUUGGAAAGACAAAGUGCGUGCGGCAGGCCGAACGUUUGUCUUGGGUGUCGCAGACACUCAGACCAUCUUCGUCGGAGCCUUCCUUCUUGGAUUCGCUGGCCGGAAUAAGUGUAAGCUGACAAGCUACCACUUCACAGUAGCCGUUAGUCAGAUGAUGAUUGCUCUAUCUGUAAUUACACUCUCUGUCGCGCUCGUGCGAACUUACUGGCGAAGCCCAUUUGCAGCAGCUUUUCGGCUAUCUCUCUCCGUUGGAGCUUUCGUAGGCGUCGGUUUAACCAUCUUCAGGGAAGCCAACUACGCUCCAGUUGGACCGCUUGAAGAUCUGAAGAAGGACAGCGCCAUUCUGCUCCCUGUGGCAUGUCUACUGGAGAUGAACUUACGGUCUGCGGCAGAAGAGCAAGCACGGGAGAACCAGGCCGAGCUCGGUUUCGGAGAUGCGACAAGCUGGCCACCAGAAAGAUACAUGUACAUCGUGCUCGUUGUCGCCUUUCUUGCUGCGCACAUUUCGGUUCCCUUCCGCUUCGCCGAAUCUCGGAAGCGUAUACCGGAAGUCGUGACGAAGAGGCGUGCGGUCUUUACUUGCAUGUACUGGAUAUUGGUACUACUCACACCUAUGGUGACGUCGACUUUCUGCUGGUCCCGGGUCUACACGAUGCGCGAGUGGGUGGCUAAGUCGGGUUGGAUGGAGGAUCCGAAUACUGAGAUGAUAGUCUGGGAUUCUGGCCAGCUGAUCGCUAUGGGAAUCCUUAUUACGGUUGUGAUGAACGUACUGACUGAAGCCAAAGAGAGGAAGAAGAAAGACGUGAAGAAAGAAAGUCAAGAUGAAGCGAAUGAGCCGCUUGUGUCCAGAAACCCUUCACCAAACCACACGUACGCGCAGGGGUAUGGCUAUGAGCCGAAUCGAUCCUUCAACACAUCAAGAGUAAGGUAG
Alternaria atra is the source of this 1290-nucleotide messenger RNA. RefSeq lists its product as uncharacterized. NCBI's taxonomy places the organism in Eukaryota, Fungi, Ascomycota, Dothideomycetes, Pleosporales, Pleosporaceae. The transcript is spliced from 3 exons. The record is from RefSeq and is a predicted model, not a curated record. Bases 1 to 1290 code for a protein of 429 amino acids.